Messenger RNA from Beta vulgaris subsp. vulgaris (sugar beet), 296 nucleotides. Its product is annotated as histone H4-like. NCBI's taxonomy places the organism in Eukaryota, Viridiplantae, Streptophyta, Magnoliopsida, Caryophyllales, Amaranthaceae. The coding region runs from base 1 to 189 and encodes 62 amino acids. Gene Ontology annotation, molecular function: protein heterodimerization activity; DNA binding. The record is from RefSeq and is a predicted model, not a curated record. The transcript has a single exon. Gene Ontology annotation, cellular component: nucleosome. Gene Ontology annotation, biological process: nucleosome assembly.
AUGUCAGGAAGAGGAAAGGGAGGUAAGGGUUUAGGAAAGGGUGGAGCAAAGAGGCACAGAAAGGUAUUAUCAGGUAUUCGUGAUGCUGUCACUUACACUAAGCACGGUUGCCGUAAAACUGUAACUGCCAUGGAUGUUGUCUAUACUCUUACGAGGCAAGGUCGUACUCUUUACGGUUUUGGUGGUUAGGUUUCGUUUUCUAGGGUUUAUUUUCACUUGAUUAGGGAAAUUAAAGGAGGUUUGAAUCUUUGUAUUGUAAUUGGUAAAUCAGUUGUAAUAUGAAAUUGUUUGAUGAA